ACCCGCCACCUAGUCCCUCCGUCUGCCACCUGUUGUCGCUCAUUUCCGCCGCCCGCCGACGUUGCCGUUUCGUCGCGAUUCAAUCCCAUAUCCGCACAACCCACGAUCACACACUGAUGGAAACCCUCUUGGCAUUUUCCGCAGUUCCUCCGUCUCACCCGGCGAGAUUCCCUCCGGCGAAGCUGCUCGCCGGAAGGAAGUGUCCGGCGUUCGGAGCGAGAGCAUUCUCCGCCGCCCAAAGCACCGAGCCGGAGAUUAGCGACGCUGUCAGACCGGUUUACUACCCCACCCCUCCCAAUCGCCCUUCUCGAACUCCUCACAGUGGAUACCAUUUUGAUGGGACUCGAAGACAGUUUUUCGAGGGAUGGUUCUUUAAGGUUUUGAUUCCGGAAUGUAGACAGAGUUUCUGCUUUAUUUACUCUCUUGAGAAUCCUGCAUUCUCUAAGCCAUUGAGCGGACUUGAAGAGCUGCAGUAUGGACAGCGUUUUACCGGAUCUGGAGCUCAGAUUCUUGGUGCUGAUGAUAAGUAUAUUUGCCAGUAUACUCCAGAAUCUAAGAACUUCUGGGCCGAUGGGCAUGAGUUGGUUCUUGGAAACACUUUUGUUGCCCAAACAGCUGCCAAGCCACCAACUAAGGAGGUUCAUCCUCAGGAAUUCAAUCGCCGUGUUUUAGAAGGGUUUCAAGUUACACCAGUAUGGCAUCAGGGAUCCAUUCGUGAUGAUGGAAGGACAGAUUAUGCAGAAACAGUAAACACUGCACGUUGGGAGUAUAGCACUCGCCCUGUUUAUGGAUGGGGAAAUUUGGGGUCAAAGCAAAAGUCAACGGCAGGUUGGCUUGCUGCAUUCCCAGUGUUUGAACCUCACUGGCAAGUUUGCAUGGCCGCUGGACUUUCAACAGGUUGGAUAGAAUGGGGUGGUCAGAGAUUUGAGUUCCAAAAUGCCCCAUCAUAUUCCGAGAAGAACUGGGGAGAUAGCUUCCCUAAAAAGUGGUUCUGGGUCCAAUGCAAUGCCUUCAAAGGUGCUGAUGGAGAAGUCACUUUGACGUCCGGUGGUGGACUAAGGAAAAUUCCCGGACCUGGAUCAACUGGCACCUAUGAAAAUGCUGCAUUGAUAGCAGUUCACUAUGGAGGCGUCUUCUAUGAAUUUGUGCCGUGGAAUGGUUCUAUAACUUGGGAAAUUUCUCCCUGGGGUCACUGGUACAUAACUGCAGAGAAUGAGACACACAAGGUGGAAGUGGAAGGAAGAACAAGUGACCCAGGCACGCCGUUGCGUGCCCCUACUCUAGAGAUGGGUCUUGCCCCCGUAUGUCGAGACUCUUGUCGUGCAGACCUACGACUCCAAUUGUGGGAACGUGGGCCCGCUGGCGCUAAAGGAAAGAGCAUCUUGGAGGUGACGAGCGACAUGGGAGGGGUAGAAGUAGGGGGAGGGCCGUGGUUCAACACAUGGAAAGGUAAAACAGACACGCCGGAAAUUCUCAAGCGCGCCAUUAAUACACCGGUCGACAUUGAAUGCUUGUUUGGCCUGCUUCCUCUCUUCAAACCGCCUGGCUUGUGACUUUGUGAUUUUAAACAAAUCAUCUUCCUCUACAACAACUCAUCUUGUAAUUUGCCCUUCUUCUUCUUCUUCUUCUUCUUCUUCUUCUUCUUCUUGAUGGAGUACACAUACUUUGGUUGAAAUCUUUGAAAUAAAAAAAUAAAAUGUACAUCCCCUUUAGGGAGUUGCAUACGCAUUGUUGAUAUGACUGUUUGGUUCAAUAAAAUCUUCAAAAGAAUUGAAAAUAGGAUGUAACAUAAGCAUUAUCUAUGUGAUUGAGUGGUUAAAUAAUGAGUUCUCUUAGGU
Messenger RNA from Cuscuta campestris, 1838 nucleotides. The record is from the annotation of a GenBank genome assembly. NCBI's taxonomy places the organism in Eukaryota, Viridiplantae, Streptophyta, Magnoliopsida, Solanales, Convolvulaceae.